This is a messenger RNA of Anopheles coustani, 762 nucleotides long. It is a transcript of the gene ND-ASHI, whose product is annotated as NADH dehydrogenase [ubiquinone] 1 beta subcomplex subunit 8, mitochondrial. NCBI's taxonomy places the organism in Eukaryota, Metazoa, Arthropoda, Insecta, Diptera, Culicidae. The record is from RefSeq and is a predicted model, not a curated record. Bases 43 to 567 code for a protein of 174 amino acids. The transcript has 3 exons. Gene Ontology annotation, cellular component: mitochondrion.
UUUCUUUGCCUGCGGAAAAGACAACCAAGUGCUCCCUCGAAGAUGGCAGCAUUGAUCAAGGGAAUCAAAUUUGCUGCUCAAAUUACAAAUCGAAACCCGGCGCUCCUGUAUAUGAGCGUCCGAAACCAUGGCUGGAAUAAAGACUUCAAGCCCGGCAAGUUCCCGGAAUCUGAAAAGGAUCGCGAAGCAGCUGCUAAAAAGUAUGGACUAGUACCAGCGGAGUAUCAGCCGUAUCCAGACGAUGGCCUCGGCUAUGGUGAUUAUCCUAAACUUCCGGAUGUACCAGUGGAAGCUCGCGAUCCCUACUAUCCAUACGAUUUUCCGGAACUGAAGAGAAAUCUACACGAUACACUUCAUGCAGAAACCGAUUUCUGGUCCGAGGAUCGAUAUGGUACGGCAGAGCCGACACGCUACCCGGUGAAAACCUACUGGAUGGCGUUUUUGGGCGUUAUGACUGGCUGCUUUGUGCUGUACUACUGGCUCGAAAACUACAAGAUGUUCCGACCGGUGCUCGCCAAACAAUACCCGAACGAAGGAAAGAAACACUACACGUUCGAACAGAAGUAAAGCGUAAAAUCGGAGCGGCAGUGGGUGCAGUGAGGAAUUCGUUCAAAUACGAACAAUUUAAUUGAAAGCCGCCUAGGCCUGUGAAACAAAACCAUCCUUCACAACUGGCGAAUUUCCAUCAUCCUGUUCUGGUCAACACCGUAGAUUGCAGCAAUUGUUACAAGCGCUAUGUAAAUAAAAAAGGAAUUACAAAGC